UAUUUUGAAAAAAAGCAAAAACCAACCUUUAAUUUCCCUUUAUAAGUUUAUCCAUAUCUCUACUCUUUUCACAGUGCAUGACGUUAAUUUCUUUUGGUAAUUCUAAGCCAUGGUUUUCAAUAAAGUGAUUGCUCGUUUUGCUGUUGGUGUUAUUGGGAACAUUAUUUCACUCGUAUUAUUUCUGUCACCUUUGCCAACAUUUGUUCGAAUAUGGAAGAAGAAAUCAGUAGAACAAUUCUCACCAGCUCCAUAUCUUGCCACAUUUGUAAAUUGUGGCCUUUGGGUACUCUAUGGAAUGCCACUUGUACAUCCACAUAGCAUCUUAGUUGUGACCAUAAAUGCGACAGGACUUGGCAUUGAGGUUGUGUACUUGAUGCUGUUUUUGUUGUACUCUGAAAGGGUAAAAAGGAUGAAAAUAUUGCUCAUAAUUGUUGGUGAGAUUAUUUUCUUGGCUUCACUUGCUAUACUUGUUCUAACCCUUGUUCAAACACACAAAAAAAGAUCUACUAUUGUGGGCAGCAUUUGCAUGGUGGGCAACAUUUUGAUGUAUGCUUCUCCUCUGGCUAUUAUGAAAUUGGUGAUAAGAAGCAAAAGUGUGGAGUUCAUGCCCUUCUUCCUUUCCCUUUUCUCUUUUCUGAAUGGUGUUAGUUGGACGACUUAUGCCCUCAUUCGUUUCGAUGCUUUCAUCAUUGUACCAAAUUCAAUGGGAACUGCACUUGGACUAGCCCAAUUGUUGCUUUAUGCGAUGUAUUACGAGUCCACUAAGAGACAGAAUGCAGAAAGACUGGCCCAAUGCUACCUGAGAAGACCGUCUCUGGUAAAUGGUGAGUAACAAUGCAAUAGUUCAGUUUAGAAUUUUAGAACUUUGGGAAGAACAAGUGUACAAAUAUCUGUUUUGGGGUGGUAAUUUAACUUGUAUUUGAUGUUGAUUUUUUCUUUUUGUUAUUCGGGUUGUGAACAAUUUCAAAUGUAUGCGAUUAUUCUGAAAUUUGUGCUUGACUCGAACAUUUUCGUUUGAAGUGUGUACAUGUGAAAGCCUAACA
Messenger RNA from Capsicum annuum, 1043 nucleotides. Its product is annotated as bidirectional sugar transporter SWEET4. Bases 110 to 832 code for a protein of 240 amino acids. The transcript is spliced from 5 exons. The record is from RefSeq and is a predicted model, not a curated record. Gene Ontology annotation, molecular function: sugar transmembrane transporter activity. Gene Ontology annotation, biological process: carbohydrate transport. Lineage: Eukaryota; Viridiplantae; Streptophyta; Magnoliopsida; Solanales; Solanaceae. Gene Ontology annotation, cellular component: membrane.